GCUUACUGGUCAGAGGAGGAAUGCUGAACUUGCUUUCGGUUGCUAAAGCUUUAGCUCCACAAGUGGAGUCAAUGAUUUCUUUGAUCUCUCUGUUUCUAUUUCAUGUUGCGCCAGUGCUCAAAAACCCCCAAUUCCCAAUCUUCGCCCUCGUUGAAAUCAGUCAAGUGUUGGAAACCCUAACUCCUGAAUCGGAGUAGGUCCUGGUCGAAUCGAAGCUCAAGCUCGUGGACGGGAUGAUUUCGGAACCCUAAUUACAAUGGGUGGUACGGACGCAAAGGACAUCCUCGGGUUGCCGAAGACUCCACUGUCCUUAACGCAGGAGAAGAGAUCUCGACCCCAGAAAGAGUCCCAUAGAAAGCCCGAUGGCAUUUCUCGCGAGGUUUAUGCGCUUACCGGCGGCGUUGCUCCUCUUAUGCCUUCAAUUGAUGUUGCCCAUUUAAAGCGCCGUCCUCCUGCAGAUGAAAAGGUUGCUUGGCAAUGGCUCCCCUUCACCAGUUCUGCUAGGAAAGAUGAUUUGCAGCUUUACCAUUGGGCUAGAGUGGUGAAUAAUGUUCCACCGACAGGUGAUUACUCCUUUGCCAAAUACAACAAGUCAGUUGAUAUUUUGAAAUACACAGACGAGGAGUAUGAGAAUCAUUUAACGGAUCCUGUGUGGACCAAGGAAGAGACAGAUCAGUUGUUUGAAUUCUGUCAAAAUUUUGAUCUCCGCUUUGUUGUAAUAGCUGAUCGAUUUCCGGUAUCACGGACUGUCGAGGAAUUGAAGGAUCGUUACUACAGUGUAACCCGGGCCUUGCUGCGUGCUAGAGCUCAGUCUCCAGCAGAUGUUGCAAACCAUCCUCUGAUGAAGGAGCCUUACGAUAUUACACGUGAUAGAGAGCGCAAGCGAGCAUUGUCUGUAGUCCUGUCCCAGAGUAGGCAUCAGGAGAAGAAAGAUGUGCAGAUUCUGGCUGAGGCUAAAAGAAUCACAGAGAUGCGAUUGGCAGCACGUCGUGCAGAAGAGCCUGAUGUGUCUGCAAAUGAGAACGCCGGUCUUGAUAAAGCUGAUGGGAUAGUUUCAGGGCGUAGUAUAUCUCCAUCAUCUAAUUCUCAACUUCCUGCUACUGCUGUGGCUCCAUCAACACUAACUAUGGCAGAUUAUGCCUCUACCCUUGCUUCCCUGCGUAUGCUUCAUGUAUACUUGAGAACCUAUGGACUUGAACAAAUGGUCCAAGCUGCAAGCUCUGCUGUUGGUCUUCGAACAAUCAAGCGUGUUGAGCAGACUCUGCAAGAUCUCGGGGUUAAUUUGAAGCCAAAGGUUCCUACGAAAACCGUGUGUGAUGAGCAUCUUGAGUUACGAAAAGAAAUAUUAACACUACUGAAUCUUCAGAAGCAGCUGCAAUACAAGGAAUCAGAAGGUUCAUCACAUCGUGAAGGGUUAUAUGCGGCAAUGCCAGACACGCCAAAAGAUCGUGUGUUUGCAUCAGACCCAUUCAGUUUUGGAGCUGAAAGACCAAUUAAGAAGGAACAAAAGCGCAAGGGUCCUGGAAGACAAGCAGAUACCCCUUCACCAGCUCAUAAGCGUCCGAGGAAGAUGAAAGCCUCUGAUCUCUAAAAAUAAGUACUCUGGUGUAUACUGACUUGCAAUUUUUCAUGUGUAUGUAUUUCUCCUUUUUUUUUCUUUUUCUUUUUCCGGUGAUUUCAGUCACUGCCCCGUUUGGAAUUGUUAAGUCUUUCCAUUUGUGAUUUCAAGUCUCUUUACUCUUUGAAGACACCGGUUCUUCAACUCAUUUACAGUACGACGGUCAUGUAGAAAAUCGAAGCUAAUGAAAAAACCGUAUCAUUAAUCUGUU
Capsella rubella is the source of this 1829-nucleotide messenger RNA. RefSeq names its product SWR1-complex protein 4. Gene Ontology annotation, cellular component: NuA4 histone acetyltransferase complex; Swr1 complex; nucleus. The transcript is spliced from 16 exons. The record is from RefSeq and is a predicted model, not a curated record. The coding region runs from base 257 to 1591 and encodes 444 amino acids. Gene Ontology annotation, biological process: negative regulation of transcription by RNA polymerase II; DNA repair; chromatin remodeling. NCBI's taxonomy places the organism in Eukaryota, Viridiplantae, Streptophyta, Magnoliopsida, Brassicales, Brassicaceae. Gene Ontology annotation, molecular function: transcription corepressor activity.